GAGUUUGAGUCAUUUCUGCGCUGACUUGAUUCUUCCCCUCACCAACUGAACUGUGACUCCAACCCGCAUCUUCGACGACGCCCUUCUUGUGACCACGGCAACGUUACGAUUCCUACAGUUUCUGAGCAGCAUAUGUAACAUAUAUAGCAUAUACAUACAGCCGUUGUCACUUGCCAUUGCUUCCUCUUAUACGACUUGGACAAUGGAUCACGACCUGCUUGACAGCCUCCUGGACCUGGAGGGGGGGUUCUACAAGGAGGGCUACGACCUGGGAGCCACGGACGGCGCCCGGUCUGGCUACAGCGAAGGCAGUGUAUUCGCCGUGGAGAAGGGCUUCGAGAAGUUCCAGGAAAUAGGCAGGCUAUACGGCAAAGCUAUCGUCUGGGCCAAAAGAUUACCGGGAGACCACGGCUUCCUGAACCUACCAUCCACUUCAACCGCUACAUCUCCACAAGAUACCUCUGUCAAAUCAUCUUCUUCCUCCCCCUCGAAAGCACAGGGUCCUAAUCGCGAGAACGAUAAGGUAGAUAUCCUCAAUUUGGGCACUACCCAUACUCCCGCCACUCCUUUGCCCGCCUUACCCCCAUUACCCCGCAACUCCCGUCUAGAGAAACAUAUCGCCAGCCUCCUCUCUCUCGUCGACCCGCUCGCGCUCUCCAUGGAAAACUCCGAAGAUGCCGUUGAGGAUUUUGACGAACGGUUGAAAAAAGCCGUGGCGAAGGUGAAAUUGAUAGAGAGGAUCCUGGGCGAACAGAAUACCGUUGAUGGUGGCUCGUCCGUUACCAACAAUAAAAAUAAUAGCCGGGAAGGAAGCCGCCCUGUUGAUGGGGAUAGUAUUGAGGAUUUUGGGACGUUGCCGGCAAGGAUGCAGCAGAUUAAGGAUUGAAAUUGUGGCUCAGAUUCAUGAAUUGGAUCGGUCCCUUCCUUUCUUCUCUUAAUUUGGGAAAAGGAGAGCUAUUAACUGAGAUGAAGCGUAGGAAUUCCUUCAGACACACAAGGAAGGGAUGGACUCUGUGCUUAUGUCGGGGCGGGUCUGAAAAUAGAAGGCCAGAAUGCCUCAGUCCAGUCCUGUAGAGAGCCGGCCCGGGGGGGGGGGGGGGUUCUCAUGGGCCAUUCAACAUUCAACCAUUUAUUUAAGAGCUCUUCCACGGAAUGUUGGCCUUGGCCCGCCUAGCUAGCGGGGGAGGAAACCCGACAGUAUUAGUUCCCUCCUUUUGCUACAUCUUAGUUAUGGCUACGGUUGUUAUUUAACGGAGACAAGUCGAUGUGGUACGGCUUCCGCAUCAAGCGCAUCGCCAGCGGGCGACUCCAGUUUGGGUGCUGACAGGGGUUAGUUAUGACACAAGGGCUAAUGGCCCGAGGAUGGAAAUAUAACGGGUCUAUGAUAUUUUGAUUUGGCCUGUUGGCGCGUUUGAACAUAACCGAAUCCCCCUUUCCUUUCUUAACUCCGAGAAUACGUCUUGAGAAAUACCACACUAUGUACCCAUCGGCAGUGCAAUAACCCUAAUAUUAUUAUCCCUACUCAUAUUUUCCAUAACACAAAGCAUAAAUAACACAAAAUGGAUUCCCACACAAGCAAAACAAAACACAUCCCCCAGUCUUCACAUCUUACCCCAAACUCCUAACCGCCAUCGCAAACGCGCCCUCCCUCGUCGCAUGCCCCCCAAUAAACCCAUUCGCAUGCACAAAUACCGCACCAGGAGGUACCACCACACUCGCCUCCUCACUCGCCAACACUCUAUCCAGAUCCUCAUCCCUAACCCCACACCACGCCUCCGGCAACGGCUUCCUGGACUCAAAACUCACAUCCGUGACCGGUACACACUGCACGCGCCACUUGGCCUCCGGCGCCGUUGACUCCGGGUACAGCACGUAAUACACCUGUCUCAAAAGAUCCGCACCAGCCUCUGCCGCCGCCGCCGCCGCCGCCUCCUCCAGCGCAAACAAAUGCUCCUUCCACGGAACCCCCGCAGUGGGCAACACCAGUAUCUGCCCAGAGGCAUGUGUGUCAAAGCGCGCCUUGUACGCCUCGCUCACCGUCGCGCGCGCAGGGAGCCAUGAGCUACUCGCAACACGCAGUUUGCGCAGGAACGCGCCGCCAAUGAACCUACUCGCGUUCUCGAAGAGGGCGUCUUCGUCCUGCGGCUCUGCCGCGGUGGGGUCUGGAUGGUUCAGAUCGCCCACGAGGGCGCCGAGAUUGAUGCCGCCGUCGCGGAAGCGUUUCUGCACGCCGGCCGCGGCGAGGGCGGCGCUGUCGUAGACGGAGAUGCCGUUGUCGUUCGCGUCGAGCGCCUCGAUGAAGUCUGUGUAUAGCUUUUCGUACAGGGUGGCUACGUCGGGGUGGUGGACGGGGAGGGCGGUGUGUUGGGCUAUGAUGGCUUUGCCGAAGUGGAGGUAGAUGAGGCCGGCGGAGGAGAGCUUUGUGGUAUGUUGCGGGAAAGUAGUUGUGAAGGAUCGCUGGUGGUGGUCGUAGCGGUUGCGGGCGGGGUCGUAUUCGCCGCCGACGUCGACGACGGUGUGGCAGGUGGCUAGGAGGGAGGGGUCGCGGGUACGGAUGAGGGGGGAGGAGGUGUAGGUUGGUAGGAGGCGGAGGAGGUAGACGGCUAGGGCUUCAUCGGCGUGGAAGUGGCCGCUGGAGAAAUGGGUUGAAGUUAGUUAAAACUAUAUAGAACUUAACUGCGUUUUUGGCGCAUGUAGUUCGGGAAUGUUGGGACGAUACUUGUGAGUGCCGAUUGUGGGAGGGGAGGUCCUGAGCCUCUUUGCGGCGGUUUCUUCGGCCAUUCUGAACAAGGAACGUAAACAGAGCAUACAACAGAGGCCGCGGAUAAUUGUCUGGUUAAUGUUGUACGCAGGAUGAAAGUAGUUCGCAGCUUCAAUAUCUAUCUUGAGACUGACAAGAUUCCAAUGAUGAAUUGGCGGGCGGGGAGUUUUGACUUGGCCGGAUUGGGGCAAGGCUAGGGCUUAGGGCUAGUUAGCUUACAGCGUAAUCUACGCAGUUAGUAAGUUAACUAACUAGUUAACGUUACUCCCUACAGCGUAAUCUAUCUCUCUCCCUUUUUGACGUUAUG
Messenger RNA from Blastomyces gilchristii SLH14081, 3068 nucleotides. RefSeq lists its product as uncharacterized. Lineage: Eukaryota; Fungi; Ascomycota; Eurotiomycetes; Onygenales; Ajellomycetaceae. The record is from RefSeq and is a predicted model, not a curated record. Bases 203 to 886 code for a protein of 227 amino acids. The transcript has a single exon.